Leptopilina heterotoma is the source of this 4550-nucleotide messenger RNA. Its product is annotated as esterase B1-like. The transcript has 2 exons. Bases 393 to 4013 code for a protein of 1206 amino acids. NCBI's taxonomy places the organism in Eukaryota, Metazoa, Arthropoda, Insecta, Hymenoptera, Figitidae. The record is from RefSeq and is a predicted model, not a curated record.
GACUUUUGUCACUUAUAGGUUAGUAACAGUCUGAUAAUGAACUUAUUAAAAAGCAAUUACUUAUUGAGCAGUAUUGAUUAAUUUAGAAGUGAAGAAUAAAAGUUGAAUGUUAAAUAUAUACGUGUUGUGUACUAUAUAUUGCAAAAAAGUGUUUACAAUUGUUUUGCGAAUGCGCACAGUUAAUGACACGCCCAUUAAAUUCCGUUAUUCUAUCUUGUUUUGUGCAGACGUCUGGUUUAUUUCCUUUUUUUCUGGAUAAUUUUUGAAAAGAAAUUCGCAGUUUCUACAAAUUUAUAUGUAAUUCUAUUUGAAAUUGAAACGAAGCAGAUAUUAUUGUUUCCAUUGAUGAGCAAAGAGAGAAAAGUUUGACAAGAAUCAGAAAAAAAUAGAAAAUGGAUUCAAAAUCACCAUAUUUGGAAGCAAUUCAAGGAAUUCCGGGAAAAACGGCCAAAGAAAAGUAUGAAUCUCUCAAUAAAAUAAUAAAUCAAACGAUUGAGCAUAAAAAAGUACCGGGUGAUUCAAAAUCAAAAACAAUAUACGGAUCGGAAAUUCCCAAAGAUUUGGAACCGCUUAUUACGACGGAAGUUGCAAAAAAAGAAAAAAAAUCGGAAGAUAUUGUCACAGCGUUCAAAUCAGAUGACGCUGUCAUUAUAAAUAGAGCAUUGCAAGCCGAUUGGUUUUUUGACGGAAGUUUAAAAUCGAUAACAAAUUUCAAUUAUUUUUCGAAAAAUAUUUUCCCCGAAGUGUCCGUGAAUACGAGAACAAAUAUUAUAAAACGUUUGUCACAAUGUUUGGGACACAAAAAAGAAUAUGAUUUAGCGAAAGAAUUUUACGAGGGUUUGGAGAAACUUUACAAUUUAAAGCAAGCGAGACCACUCUUAUCAGCUUGUAGUGAAACUUAUCUCGCGGAAAUUGUCAAAAACAAAAAUAUCAAUUUACCCAAAAAAUUGAUAAAUCGUCUAUUUUCCAAAUAUCCGCAAUUGGUUAUUGAUUAUUUCAAAUUUGGUUCUCCGUCUCGAGGCAAUGAACGUGUUGUAAACGCUGCAAAUAUCGAAGAUUACUGCGACAUUUUACCGAAAUUAAUCAAAAAUCACGUUAACGAUUUUAUCGAUAUUAUCAAUUCACGAGAAAAUUCUUUGAACGUCAACUUGGGAAAAAAAUGUGCGGAAUAUUUUUUACAAAGCGAAAAUGGUCUCGAAAAUUUGAUAAACACACCGAAAAAAUUUCUCCCCUUACUAUCGUUGAAAAUUGUCACGAAAAAAUUAAAUAAAGAACAAUUUGAAUUAAUGUUCCGAAAUAUAUUUCCAAAAAAAUCCGAUGAAUUCAAUUUUGAUGUAAUUCUCUAUUAUCUUGAAUUCCAAUCGCCAGAAAUGAAAUUGCCCUUAAUUUUGAACACAUUCAAAAAUGUCUAUGGAAUCGAUCUUUUGACAUUGGACAAUAAAGUGACGGUAAAAAUGCUUCUGAUGUUGCCAAGCGAAGAUCGAAUUAAAAUCGUUAGGCAAAAAUUACUCAAGGAGACUGACGAUAAAAAUCCUUGGAAAAAUUGGGACGAAUGUUGGACUUGCUAUUUGCCAUCACACGAGUCAAUACCAAAAUUAAAGGACGAAAUGUCGAAAUCAAAAAAAGUUGAUGAUCGAAUACCUCUCAUUGGAAAAUUAUUAUACACUUGUAAAGUUAAUCAGAAUGACGAUGAUUUGAUUCAAGUUCUACAAUACUUUUCAUCGAAACAUCGCAAUGAAGUCUCGUAUUUUUGGACAAUUUUCUAUGACAAUCUUUUGAAAAUAUUCCCCCUCGAGACAAUGAGUAAAAAAUUCUGGGAGAUUUUAAACGAAAUGAUACAGAGAUCUUACGUGAAGAAUAUUCUCAUGGAGAGAAUAGAAAUUUCCGAGCAACUUUUGGAAAAAUCAAUUCACUACAAUUUAAUCAACAAUCUUUCCAUUGAUGACCGAAUGACAAUGUUGGCCGAAUUAAAAAUAAUUGGUUGGAACAGUCAUUUUAAUAUAAUCAAAGAAAAUCCCAAAUUCGAGAGAAUUUGUUUAGAAAAAUUUCUCGAUCUUAUUCCGCGUAAAUUUCCCGAAGAUCAUACAGCGUGGAAGGAUAAUAAAUUGGAUACGAUAAAAUAUCUUGUCAAUGAUAUUUACGAUUACAACAAAAGAAUGAAAUUGUCCGCCAUGAAAAAUCAACAAAAAUUCUUAGAGAAGGAAUUCACGAUUAAAAACUAUCCCUGGCUGUUGGAUGAACUGAAUAAAGUGAUUCACACCGAGGACUUUAAAUAUCACUACAAAAUUGAAGACGUCAGGGAAAUUUUGUCUGAGAAUGAACCGGAAUUAUAUCGGGAAUGGUUUCCGGACGAGGAAAAAAUUGCGAAAGUGGACAAACAGGAGGGCUUGAAUUUACUCAAGAAAAAUCCGGAGAAAAUUGUCCAAAACUGGCAAAAAUAUUUGGAAAGUUGUGAGCAGAAUCUCUAUUACGUUCAUACAAGAAAAUUCCUUAAAAAAUCCAUCUGGUAUUCGGAAAUUCCAAUCAAAUUUCUAGAAGAGACGUUAAGGAAAUUAUCCGAGGGAAAUGAUAAUUCGAUAAUGAUUCUCGCUCUCCUACUUCCGGGGAGCGAAUUUGAGAAAAGAAUUCAACACCUAGUGCCAAAUUCGGAAAGGAUGGACAUCGAUGGAGACGAUGCGAGAAAUCUUUACUCGCAAGCUUCUUCAAUUCCGCCAGCAAUCAAUGAAUUAAAUCCCCCACCACCUUUGGAAUUAGUCGCGAAAUUUUGCCAAGGCGAUUAUUUACAUCUCGGCGUGACUUCAUUGAUGAACAUCGCUCGUCGUGUCUCGGUCCAUCAGGUCACCGCAUUUGCCUUGACAUUAAUUUCCAAACCAAUUUCCGUCAAAAAACACGCAAUUCGUCUUUUAUCCGUAGUCUCACCCUCGGCAAAUUUCUACGAAUUUCUCCAACAUAUGUGGACCACGGAAACCCAUAAAUCAAUCCGUGAAAUUGUCUUCGAAAAAAGUUAUCAAUUAUUUUGCACUCAACCAUCGGUGGCAACGUGGAAUUUAAUAAAAAAUAUGAUAGAAACCUUAAAAGUUGACGAUCGUGAAUGUUUCGAUCUACUAAAAAAUCUCUCAAAAAUCCCCAAUGAUUAUUUAGAGAAAUAUUUCCAAAUUUCCCUACAGAGAAUCGAAAAAUUGAUAACACUUGGCGAAAGCAGUUCGUUAAUUUCCGUAAAAUUACGUUUAUUCUCCCAAUUAGAAGUCGAACAUUGUCAAUUUUUCUCCGAAGAAUAUUGUCAAUAUUUAUUGAAAAAUUUCACUUUUAAUUUUGAGAAUAAUAUCGAGAUUCUCCAAGCUGGUCGUGUGUACGCGACACAAAUUUUCCUCAAUGAUAAAAAUAAACUCGACACUCGUUUGACGUAUUUUUGUAAUUUAUUGCAAACGGUUAUUAAUCAAAACUGGAAUAAAUCACAUUCGGAUAAUUGUCGUUUCUAUCCGAUACGAGAAUUAUUUUCCAAACUUGUCAACGAUUUGUAUUACACCAAAGAUGGUGAUGUAAAAAUACUUAAGGCACUUUUUAAUUUGUUUGAAAAAUCCAUACCACCGGUUCAAGAUUUUCGAUCAUAUUUAUUAUUGUACUUUGGUAUUCAUUUAAAGGAAUCGGAAUUUCAGGGAAAAGUUUUUGCUACUACGAUUGGAAAAGAAUUAUCGUCGAUUGUUGCAAUUUUUUCCCCUGAAAUGCUCUGUGAAAUUGGCAAAUUUUUAGCGUCAUUUUUAAAUUCAAGUCAAAUGCAUACCGAUAAUGAUAUAAUUAAAUCGGUGAUUCAAUCGUUUAUUGAGUUAAAUGAAAUUUAUUCGUCAAUUAUUGCCGUAACUAUUUUCGCUGAAUUUCAUACGAAAAUCUCAGAUGAUAUGUAUAAAAAUAUUGUGGAAAAAUUACGUAAAGUGAAUCAUCCAACAGUUCAGACAGUUUUGAAUAAUCAUAUAAUUGACGUUACUUUGGAUGAUGUUUAUCGUGGAAAUAAUUAAGUGUGUAAAUAAAAAUUCUCGAAAAUUUUUAAAAAAAUUUUAAAAAAAAAUUUUUGAAAUUAAUUUUUUAAAUCAAUUUUUAAAUUAAAAUUAAAAUUAAUUUUUAAAAAUAAUUUGUUGAAUUAAUUUUUAUUAUUAAUUUUGUGACUUAAUUUUUAUAAUUAAUUUUGUGAAUUAAUUUUUAUAAUUAAUUUUUUUAAAUUAAUUUUUUGAAUUAAAAUAUUCGGAUUGCAUCAUCACAUUUUAUUAGAAGCAAAAAAGAGUAAUAAAAAAGAAAAUUGAGAAUUUUUAUUAAAAACAUUUGGCGACAUGUGUGUCAAUAAUUUCCGAUAAAAAUACGAGUUUACAAUUUCACGAUACGAAUUACGAAUAUAUAUAAAUUAAAUACAGUCUCUAAUAUAAAUGCCUCUAAAUUGAAUUUAGAGGAAAAGAUUAAAAAAAACAAGAUAUCUGCUUUUUUGCAAUUAAAAAUAUUUUUUCUAUUUUAUAUAAAUAUACCAAAAAAAUAGUAAAUAUUCUAUAAUUUUUUAUAAAUUA